Messenger RNA from Passer domesticus (house sparrow), 5211 nucleotides. It is a transcript of the gene ARC, whose product is annotated as activity regulated cytoskeleton associated protein. Gene Ontology annotation, cellular component: cytoplasm; actin cytoskeleton; plasma membrane. NCBI's taxonomy places the organism in Eukaryota, Metazoa, Chordata, Aves, Passeriformes, Passeridae. Gene Ontology annotation, biological process: positive regulation of AMPA receptor activity; regulation of neuronal synaptic plasticity; regulation of long-term synaptic potentiation. Bases 514 to 1728 code for a protein of 404 amino acids. The record is from RefSeq and is a predicted model, not a curated record. The transcript has 3 exons. Gene Ontology annotation, molecular function: mRNA binding.
GACUAGUGGCAGUUCAGACAGGGAGGAGAAGCAGCUCUUUGCAUCUCCAGUGAAAGCGGUUUUUGACUCACCUAGUUUGCCCGAGGAGAAAUCACCCGGAUUUUUGCUGCAGCUUCCAGCUUCUUUGUGCAUCUCUGUGAUUUCCUCCGGCGGGGACUUUGCGGCGUUCCAGAUUCCCAGUGGGAUUGGACAUCCUAUCCAACUCCUCUCCUUGUUCCUGGAGGAUCCUGGUUCUCUCUGGGACUCCCCUGAACACGUGAGACCGGCGUUUCCAGCUUGGCACCAGGAGAAAUUUGCCUACAACUCUCUCUGGGAUCCACGUGGACCGACCAGCUCGCUCUGCGGUGAUAUCUGAUUGGGUUGUGUUUGUGUCCCAAAGUCCUUGGAGGGGGGUUUAGAAGUCUCUGUGUGUCUUUCAGGAAGUGUUGUGGUGGGGGUUUUUGGGAUCCAGCUUUAGUGCCAGGGGCUUAUAACCCAGUUCUUCCCGCGUUUGCCACUCGCACGGUCGGAGCCAUGCAGCUGGACAAUGUCACCAGCGCGGGCGUCCACUCCUUCCAGGGGCACCGUGGAGUUGCCAACAAGCCCAAUGUGAUCCUGCAGAUAGGGAAGUGCAGGGCAGAAAUGCUGGAGCAUGUCCGGAGGACCCACCGGCACCUCCUGACAGAAGUCUCCAAGCAGGUGGAGCGGGAGCUGAAGGGAUUGCAGAAAUCCGUGGGGAAGUUGGAGAACAACUUAGAGGACCACGUCCCAACUGAAAACCAGAGAUGGAAGAAGUCCAUCAAGGCCUGCCUGGCCAGAUGCCAGGAGACCAUUGCCCACCUGGAGAGGUGGGUCAAGAGGGAGAUGAAUGUUUGGAAGGAGGUCUUUUUCCGCCUGGAAAAGUGGGCUGACCGCCUGGAGUCCAUGGGAGGCAAAUACUGCCCUGGGGAGCAGGGCAAGCAGACAGUGUCCGUCGGGGUGGGAGGUCCGGAGAUAAGGCCGAGUGAGGGGGAGAUUUAUGAUUAUGCCCUGGACAUGAGCCAGAUGUAUGCCCUGACCCCUCCUCCCGGGGAGGUGCCCAGCAUCCCCCAGGGCCACGAUUCCUACCAGUGGGUCUCCGUGUCGGAGGACGCUCCAGCCUCCCCCGUGGAGACCCAGGUGUUUGAGGAUCCCCGGGAGUUCUUGAGCCACUUGGAGGAAUACUUAAAGCAGGUGGGUGGAACAGAGGAGUAUUGGCUGUCUCAGAUCCAAAACCACAUGAACGGCCCAGCUAAAAAGUGGUGGGAGUACAAGCAGGACUCCGUCAAAAACUGGGUCGAGUUCAAGAAGGAGUUCCUGCAGUACAGCGAGGGAACUCUGACUAGGGAUGCGAUCAAAAGGGAGCUGGAUUUGCCCCAGAAAGAGGGGGAGCCCCUGGAUCAGUUCCUCUGGCGCAAGAGAGACCUGUACCAGACCCUCUAUGUGGAUGCAGAUGAGGAGGAGAUCAUCCAGUACGUGGUAGGAACCCUCCAGCCCAAACUGAAGCGUUUCCUGAGCUACCCCCUGCCCAAGACCUUAGAGCAGCUGAUCCAGAGGGGGAAGGAGGUCCAAGGCAACAUGGAGCACUCUGAGGAGCCCAGCCCACAGAGGACCCCUGAGGUUCAGCCAGGAGACUCCGUGGAGACCGUGCCCCCCUCAACCACCGCCAGUCCCGUGCCGAGCAAUGGGACUCAACCAGAGCCCCCCAGCCCCCCAGCCACUGUCAUAUGAGCUCCCCUGAGGGGGGUCUGGGUUCCGUGGAAGGGAGAAGGGGGCUUAUUUAGGAAGCUUCUCCUUGGAGGGAAGUUCUGGCUGAGACGAGACCUGAGGAGUGCUCAGUCCAACAGCCCAGAGCAGAGGGAUUGGCUUUGCUCCUGGGGGGAGGGAGGUGGUGAGGGAGAGGCACCCCAGGAUGGGGCUGCCCCCCUCACCCAGGCCGUGCCAUGCGGUGGUGCUGGGGACCCUGCUGGCACCACUGCGGGGAACAGCCAAUUUUAUGAGAAUUCCCUGACAAGAAACUAGAGACAAUUCCCAACUUGUGAAGCGGCCGCUCGGCACUGGCAGCUCUCAAGGACUUCAUACGAGUGCAGCAGUUGGUGGAGGGUUCCUACCCAUCUGGAUCUCUCUUUUUCCUUCUCUCCUCCCUCCUCCGAGAGGGUGGCCCUGUCCUGAGGAGACAGCUUUCUUUUUCACCCUUGCCUGUUUUUGAUUAACCUCUGGGUUUCUGUUCACUUGGCAAUCUCCUGCUCUUACUUGCUCCAAAGGAUUAAAGUAAUUUUUUUGAUUAUUUUUUGUUAUAAGAAGAAAAAAUAAUCCUAUUAUUUCAGGAACUGAAAGCUUUAAGAAUCUGGAUUAUUUUCUGUGGUUUUCAUUUCACUGCACCUAAUACCUGCUUUAAUGUGUUUCCUCUCAAGAGGCUCUUACUGGUUUACUUCUUGUCUUAGUUUCUGCUCACUCUAGUUCAAGGCCACUGCAGUGCAGAGGCAGAUUUCAUCCUUUCUCUGCACAUUAUCCUGUGCAUUCAGCAGGAAACAGAUUUUCUAAUUAAAUUCUGAGCUCAUUUAUUGAAGGAGCAGUCUCCUUCCUUUCAGAGAAGAGAGGGUGUUCAAGGUAGAGAGAGGAGACACCAGAGCUUUUUUGAGAGAGACUGGGGGGGAGGGAAGGGAAAUAAAUCCUUAUUCCUUGAAUGAAACAAACAAACACACCCUAAAUUCAGAGCAAAAUAUCCCCAGAGCAGCAAAUUGAGUCCAUGCUGAUGUGUGGAGACAACAGAAGCUUUUGCCAUGUAAAAGCCAAAAGAAGUGAAGAGAGGAUCUGUGUGCCCCAGCACAGUUUUAGCCUGUGCAUCGCUGCAAGGAGUUUCUGCUCACACAGACAGAAUCCAAAUGCUCCUGGAAAGACUGGCACCCCUGUCCUGGAGCACCUGAGGACAGAGUGUUGUCUGCUCACAGAGGAAUUCUUGCAACAUCUCACCAUAAAUGGAGAUGGACUUGGACUUUGUGACUUCUUCCAUGUUGAGACAGGAAACGCUCAGCACUCACCUGUGGCCAGUGCUUGAUGACAGGACUGAGAGAAGAAAGACAUUCCUGAAAUUUGGCUCUCCAAAGCUUCCCGAGGCUGAACACGUCUUGGGCAUCACCUGCAUCCACCACCAGACCAAAUAAACAGCAGGGAUGCAGCAGCAGGAGUGACCCUGGGAUGCUCCUGGCACUGCCACAGCGGUGGCACGUGGCCCUGGUGGCUCGGAAGGCCUUUGCUGUGACUCCUUCCAAGAGGCUGAAGUGACUCACUCAGAUCCUCCUCUGAGAAGGAAUCACUUCGCAGCAUGCAGCGUUUGGGAGGAAAGCCACAGAAAAAGCUGCAAAACAAAGGCCUCAACAUCAGACCUGCUCUCAGGACCCUUAGCCACCAAUGGCCAGAUCCACCACCUGAAGGAAAGACUGGCACAGCAAUCCCUGCUGCUGUUGCUGAGAUUCCUUCUCUGUGUCCAAGAGCUUUCCCAGGGGAGAAGAAAGUGCUGCAGGAAGACAAGAGGGCAAAUCAUGCACCAAAGAGCCUCCCAUGCAGUGCAAUGCAAACAUUCAAGGUGCUGAGAGCCAGAAUGAAACUGGGAAGCUGCUUCCAGCAGGACAAAGAAAAACCUGAGCUGGUCCAGGUCCUCCAAGCACAGAAGAAAAUGCUGAGAAUGGAAAGAGAGGCCAGAACAGAAGAACCAAGUCCAGGUUUUGGGGACAGCAGGGAUGCUGACUGUCUGUGGAGAGGAUUCUGCACCUCUGCAGUCUGGGGCUGCUGGGACUCACCUAAAGAAAUCUUCACUGGAAAAUGAUCCUCACUGAAAAAAAACAACAAACUUUCCUGAUUAACUUUGCCAAGGGGCUGAUCCUGCCUUGGCUAGGAACCCUCCCCGCUGGCCAUGCUGUAACUCACCUCUCCUGAGUCGUUUCAUGCGGGUAUCAGUUCCAGACCUCAAAAGGGCUCCCGGAGUUUGGAGAAGCAUCCCAUGGUCCAGAUGCUUGUCUGAACUGUUGGAGCCUGCACAUCUGGGCCAGCUGUCUUGCCAGCAAGGAGCCUUGUGAGACAGCAGGCGCUCUCUGGGUCUGCAUGGGCCAGAGUUACUGCAAGAACUGGGGUUCUUGUGCUGGCUUUGGAGUGACUGUUUCCAUCCAGACCCAGGGAGCCCAAAAAAAGAGCUCCAGUGAGCUGGACAAGACAGUUUUGGUUCAUCUCUCAGCCGAAGAGGUCCAGUUGGUUCCUCUCUCUUCCAGAGCCAACUGUCCUCUGUGUGUGUGUGGGUGGGUGGGUGUGGGUGUGCGUGUUUCAUUAUGGGGGGGGGGGUGUGUGUGUUGAGCAAAAAAAAUCCACAUUACUUCUGUGGUGUUUUGUUGCAUUUGAAUUAAGCUAGAGGGACCUAAGGCACAUUCCAACAAGGCUCAGCAAAAAUGUCCAGGACUGGAAAAUUCCAUAAAACCAUGUAAAGGCAGAUUCCCGGACAUCAUCUUAAGGUCUAAAUGAUAUUUGAUUUUGAGGUGCUUAAUUUCCACAGUCUCUUCCAGGGGACUGGACUGCCUCAAUAGGCAUUUUAUUUCUCCUGUUUUUUUAGGGAAUUAGCCUGUCUGUGCUACUUGGUCAUUUGGUCCUGAGUUUUUUUUACAUUUUCAGCUGGCUUUUUGGAGUGUGCAGAACUGAAUUUCCUGGACUGAUUUGAUUUCAAUUGUUGCUCCCAGCAAAUUGGAGCUUUACUUGUAGCACCCUGGUUUUUAUUACCAGCCUCUCCAGGAAGGACUGGUAGUUUAUUUUCCUGGGGCAGAGUCACGUGAAUGAGAAGUGUGGAUGUGCUGUACCUCUGGAACUUUAGCAGAUUUCAACCACUGCAUUUUUUUUCCUCCCUAGGCGAUUUUGCAUUUACUGAUGAAACUACUUUAGAGUUUUUAUUUUUACUAGAGAUAUUAUUAAUUCAAGCAACCUUGUGCAAAAGGCAAACAUGUCAAAUCGCUGCAGGUUGUAGGGGUUGAAGCCAAAAGGUCUUUGUAAGCCGACAUCACCUGCCCUGGACCUGACUGGACCAGGCAGUUUAUUCCUCAUGUGUCAUGUUGGAGUUACAAGAUCACACCAAGCCACUAGAGCCUGCCAGUAGAAUAGUGCAACCCUCGAUUUGCUAUUGUAGCAAAGCCUUUUGUAGAUUUAUACAAUAAAACUUUGAAAUAUCUGCUUCAA